Messenger RNA from Hyalella azteca, 1302 nucleotides. It is a transcript of the gene mRpL20, whose product is annotated as 39S ribosomal protein L20, mitochondrial. Gene Ontology annotation, biological process: translation; ribosomal large subunit assembly. The record is from RefSeq and is a predicted model, not a curated record. The coding region runs from base 304 to 792 and encodes 162 amino acids. Lineage: Eukaryota; Metazoa; Arthropoda; Malacostraca; Amphipoda; Hyalellidae. The transcript has 4 exons. Gene Ontology annotation, molecular function: rRNA binding; structural constituent of ribosome. Gene Ontology annotation, cellular component: ribosome.
UUUUCAUCAAAAACUGUGGGGCGUGAAAAGUCGCUGAAAAUGAAUGCAGAAAAGCCUGUAAUUAAGAAUCUACGCAAAUUUAGCUCAGUUGCGUAAAUACUCCUCCAGUUUUUUUUUCUUACAAUAAAUCAACGUCUACUUAUCUUCUAAACAUCGGAUUCUUGAAACGGAAUUCAUAAGGGAGCAAGCCGGUACUCGUAUUAUAUAUUUAUAGUACUGUAUCAAUAGGCCAUUGUGGGGCUUUGCGUGCGCGUUAUCGUAAACGUAAAGGUAGAAUUUCAUCAAUCGAAUCAAUUUCUAACUAUGGUGUUUAUUGGAAGAGUGUUUUGUGGCAUUCACAAGCCACAUCAGUACAUGCAAACACAUAAAGGAUGGAGAAUGCGAGGAAAUCCAGGCAAACAUAAAGCAUGGUCCAGGCGUCGGAUUUUAAGACUCUCUUCACAUUUCUACGGACGACGUAAUAAUUGCUACAGCAUUGCGAUCAAGCAGGUCUACAGGUCUCUCAACAAAUCCAGAAUUGGACGCAAAUUUCGCUAUCCUUUCCUGACUAGGCUGUGGGAGCAAAGGUUGGAUGCCGCCUGUGAGGAGCUGGGAUAUUCAUGGCCCGGCAUGAGAGUACAUCUUCGAGAAGCUGGUGUUGCACUGAGCAAAAGUGUCCUUCAGAACCUUGCUAUCUAUGAACCUAGGACCUUCAGGAGUUUGGUCUCCUUGGCCAAGUCGCUGGAUCCGGACCCUGGAAUGAACUCGCUGCAAGGACCUCCUCCGAGCAUCAUCACAAAAGGCAUGAUCUGAUGCUGGCAAACAUCUCAUCUGCCUCGUGAAUGCAAUGAAAAUGAAGAACUCUCAUUGCCUGGCAUGUUAGAUUUGUCCACGCAGGUUGUUUGAUCAGAUCUUGUUGUUGAAUUGGUUCCACUAGGUUUUAACAAGUGCUAAACCUGUUUUCGAUGCCAGUAUGUUUAUUGCCCAUGUUGUUAGGCGUUAAGCCAACAUUGAGCUUUGUAUUUGCGGUCAAGAUUUUAGGCGAGAACUCGGGAGUGCAAGUUCGCCAAUAAUCAAUUUCUUGCUUGACUUUGAGCCUAAUCCAGGUCAUUGACUUUGAUGUUACCGUGUCGCAUAAUUUACUUGAGUUGCGUUACGUAUUGAUUCAGCCCUAUCCGACCGGGAUACAUGAUUUGGAUUUAUCUCGCAUUCUGGAAAUAAUCUAAAAUUGCCCAAUCAGAAUGAAUAAUCAUUAGAGUAUACUAAUAGUUUCUGUUGUACAUAUUUUCCUGAAAUAUUGCUUCACUAGUAAAAAAUACUACG